GAGGGGAGCGGAGAGGCGGGUGGUGGGAAGCCAGGAGGAAAAACAUUAGCACACAUUUCUCCUCACUUAGAGGAGAUUUCUUGUUUCUUUCCAGGAGUGCUGGCGACGCGCAGCCCGGCCGCAAGACGCAACGCACGGAGCCAGGACGCACGACUAGUAUGAUGGAUAGAUAGCACGAAGAAGAGGAGGAAGAGAAGAUGUCGUUCUUUGGCAUGGACUGUUUGAGGAAGAAAGAGAGAGAGCUGGAGAGGAAGCUCCGCGCCAACGACCGCGAGUACAACCUCACCUUUAAAUAUGCAACGAACGCCAUCAAGACCUCCAAGUACAACCCCUUCACCUUCCUACCUCUUAACCUGUUCGAGCAGUUCCAGAGGAUUGCUAAUGCCUACUUCCUCUUUCUGCUGGUGCUCCAGGUGAUUCCUCAGAUCUCCUCUCUGUCCUGGUUCACCACGGUCGUGCCUCUGGUCCUUGUGCUGACAGUCACCGCUGCCAAAGAUGCCACCGACGAUAUUAAUCGCCACAGGAGCGACAAUCAAGUCAACAACAGAAAAGUUCAAGUACUGAUUGACAGGAAACUGCAAAGCAAGAAAUGGAUGGAUGUCCAGGUGGGGGACAUCAUCAGGCUGGAAAACAACCAGUUUGUCACCGCUGACCUCCUGUUGCUCUCCAGCAGUGAACCACUCAACCUGGUGUACAUUGAGACAGCAGAACUGGAUGGAGAGACUAACCUGAAGGUGAGACAGGCCCUGACCGUGACAGGAGACCUGGGAGAGGAUAGCGAAAAACUGGCAGACUUCAACGGCGAGGUACGCUGUGAACCCCCCAACAACCGCCUCGACCGCUUCACAGGAACGCUAACCUACGUCGGUCAGAAAUACUCGCUGGACAAUGAGAAGAUCCUGCUGCGAGGCUGCACCCUGAGGAACACUGGGUGGUGCUUUGGACUUGUUCUGUUUGCAGGUCCAGAGACAAAGCUGAUGCAGAACUGUGGGAAAACUACGUUUAAGAGGACCAGUAUAGACCGACUGAUGAAUGUCCUAGUCCUUUGUAUUUUUGGUUUCCUGGCCUUCAUGUGCACCAUCCUUGCGAUAGGAAACUUCUUCUGGGAAGUGAACGAAGGCUCACAGUUCAUGGUCUUCCUUCCCAGACAAGACGGCAACAACGCUGCCUUCUCCGCCUUCCUCACGUUCUGGUCCUACGUCAUCAUCCUCAACACUGUGGUGCCCAUCUCUCUCUAUGUUAGCGUGGAGAUCAUUCGGCUGGGGAACAGCUUCUACAUCGACUGGGACAGGAAAAUGUACUUUGCACGGUACAACACCCCCGCCGAGGCUCGCACCACCACGCUAAAUGAGGAGCUCGGCCAGAUUAAGUAUGUCUUCAGUGACAAAACAGGGACGCUCACCCAAAAUAUCAUGACUUUCAACAAGUGCUCCAUCAACGGCAAAUCUUACGGGGAUGUUUAUGACUACACAGGUCAAAGACUAGAAAUUACUGAGCAUACAGAGACGGUGGACUUCUCCUUCAACCCGCUGGCUGACCCCCGCUUCAUGUUCCACGACCACUCCCUUGUGGAGGCGGUGAAGCUGGAGGACCCAGAGGUCCACAACUUCUUCAGACUGUUGGCCCUCUGCCACACCGUCAUGGCCGAGGAGAAGAAAGAAGGUGAGCUUUUCUAUCAGGCCCAGUCUCCAGAUGAGGGAGCACUGGUAACAGCGGCCAGAAACUUUGGAUUUGUUUUCCGCUCGCGCACACCAGACAGCGUUUCCAUCGUGGAAAUGGGGGAACAGCGCAGCUAUGAACUCCUGGCCAUCUUGGAUUUUAACAACGUCCGCAAGAGGAUGUCCGUCAUAGUGCGGAGUCCAGAAGGGAAGCUCUGUCUCUACUGUAAAGGUGCAGACACAAUCAUCUACGAGAGGCUGCAUCAGUCGUGCAGCAAGCUGAUGGACGUCACUACAGAGCACCUUAACGAGUUUGCAGGGGAGGGCCUGCGGACUCUGGCGCUGGCCUAUAAGAAUCUGGACGAGGAGUAUUUCAACCAGUGGAAACAGCGCCACCAUGAGGCCAGCACCGAGCUUGACAACCAAGAGAGCAAACUGGAAGAGCUCUACGAGGAGAUAGAGAAGGAUCUACUGCUGCUUGGAGCAACAGCCAUAGAAGACAAGUUACAAGACGGAGUACCUCAGACUAUCGAGCAGUUGUCCAAAGCCAACAUCAAAAUCUGGGUUUUGACUGGUGACAAGCAAGAAACUGCAGAAAACAUUGGGUACUCGUGCAACUUACUGCGGGAGGAGAUGAACGACGUCUUCAUCGUCUCGGGCAACUCACCUGAGGAUGUCAGAGAGGAACUCAGAAAUGCACGGACCUCCAUGAAACCAGUCGAGGAUUCAAUGUUUGUGCCAGAAAGGACUCUGGGUAAAGGUGUGAAACUGAUCGCAGACGAGUUGGUAAAUGGAGAGUACGGCCUGGUCAUAAACGGACACAGCCUGGCGUACGCCCUGGAGGGCAGCAUGGAGCUGGAAUUCCUGAGGACGGCGUGUAUGUGUAAAUCAGUGAUCUGUUGCCGGGUCACUCCUCUGCAGAAGGCUCAGGUGGUCGAGCUGGUCAAGAAGUACAAGCAGGCGGUCACACUGGCCAUAGGAGAUGGAGCCAAUGACGUCAGCAUGAUCAAAGCGGCUCAUAUAGGCGUGGGCAUCUCAGGCCAGGAGGGCAUGCAGGCCGUGCUGUCUAGCGACUACUCUUUCGCCCAGUUCCGCUUCCUGCAGCGCCUCCUGCUGGUGCACGGCCGCUGGUCCUACCUGCGCAUGUGCAAGUUCCUGCGUUACUUCUUCUACAAGAACUUCACCUUCACCUUCGUCCACUUCUGGUACGGCUUCUUCUGUGGCUUCUCUGCACAGACGGUGUAUGAUGAGUGGUUCAUAACACUCUACAAUCUGAUGUACACAGCACUACCUGUCCUGGGAAUGAGUCUGUUUGAUCAGGAUGUGAACGACGUGUGGAGUUUUCAGUAUCCUCAGCUCUACAUUCCCGGUCAACUCAACCUGUACUUCAGCAGGAAGGCCUUCUUCAAAUGUGCUCUCCACAGCUGCUACAGCUCCAUGGUGCUCUUCUUCAUCCCUUACUUAGCCAUGCAUAACACCGUGAGGGACGACGGGAAGGACGUCGCCGACUACCAGUCCUUCGCUCUCCUCACCCAGACAUGUCUGCUGUUUGCCGUCACCAUCCAGUUAGCGUUGGAGAUGUCCUACUGGACAGCCGUGAACACUUUCUUCGUGUUGGGCAGCCUGGCCAUGUACUUUGCUGUCACGUUCACCAUGUACAGCAACGGCAUGUUUCUCAUGUUGCCGUCAGCCUUCCCUUUCAUAGGAACAGCCCGGAACUCUCUGAACCAGCCCAACAUUUGGCUGACAAUCCUCCUCACCUCCAUCCUGUGUGUCCUUCCUGUGGUUACCUACCGCUUCCUGUUUAUUCAGCUCUACCCCACCAUCAAUGACAAGGUGAUGUUCAAGGUGAGACAGGCCAAAGCCACACCUGCCCCCCCGCCUCUACGCACCCGCAUCCGCCGCACCAGCUCCCGUCGUUCAGGCUACGCCUUCUCGCACGCGCAGGGCUACGGGAACCUGGUGACUUCGGGACGGUUCUUGCGGCGUCCUGCUUUGUCAGGAUCUUCAGGUUUCGGCAACAUAGGUCGGACCACAACUGGGUUCAGUCCCAUGGGACGAUCGGCUGGAUACAGCCCAACAGGACGCCCACAGAACGCCAAGGUCCAAGAUGUGGAGGUGACGUCGCUGCAGAUGUACAGGACUAUCAAAGAUCCUGCCUUCUGACAGACAGCUGGUUAUCUUCAAGAUGGAAGUAUAGUAAUAAACUAAACAGCUGGAUGCCCCUGGUGUUUUUAAGCUCCCAUUCAUACAUUUGUUACCAUGGAGAACUUGCUUGGGCAUUCCAGAGAACUUCAAGGAUUUUAAUGAUCUGUCUCUCAUCUGUCCAAUCACCUAAGACAAGGUUUGAAAGGUGCAUGACUUUUGCUCCAAGCACUUCAUUUUGUUAAAGUUUUAUCAAAAGGAACUUCAGCAAAAUGUGUCGCCACUUCUGAUGGGUACACUGAUUACUUUGCUCAGAUUAUGAGUAUUCAUGUUAAACAUGCCUCAUGCUAAGCCAACAAUAACAGGGUGAUUUACUUUCAUAUUGGAACAACCACAGAGGGGAAAAAGUUUGGCUUCAUGAGAAGGACAAAGUGUCAUCAUGUUUACAGACUACCAAGAUUUCCUUAACCAUGGGAGUCUAUAUGCACAGCAGGGUUUUGUGCAGAGGAUACAACCAGCUAAGCCAUUUUGCAUAAGAAUAUUUUCAUUUUUUACUUGUGUUUAAGUUUCAAUUGUUUUAAGGCAUUUUAUUUUGCUGUCUUGAAAGCUGUUUCACAUGGCAGUGGGGGAUGACUUUAUCUUUGGAAGAUCAUGAAUGUUUCAAAAAGCGCUCCCAACAAAUGUUCAUCUCCUCAGAGGAAAAGACAUUAUGGCAAGGAUUGUUAGUCAAUUCUUUAUCUGAGCUGAAAAGAAUUCAUGCAACUCAAAUGAAUUAGGAGAAGAAAACGGAUCCUUUUUGUGUAGCAGACCCUAGUUUUGAUUUACUACAAAACCACAGGGAUAUUUAAAAAACAUUCUAAAGGACCACUGUGUAAUUGGGCACACUUUAUACUUCAAGGGUUUAUGAGUUGUAAGUAAUAAAUACAUAACAUAUAAGUGCUUUACAGAUAAGGAAUAAGCUAUUAAUAAGAACAAUGUUUGGACUGGACUGCCAGGUUGUAAAAGUGUAUAUAACUUUCUCUGUCUUUUCAGAUAACUAUUCAAUGCAUUUUGACAGUAAGUGAGAAACCUAAAAAGCAGCAUUGAUCGCUAAUUAGGAGUCAUAAAGGUCAUUUUCUACAGACACAUUUAAUGGUAAGUAAUAAAUAAAACAGUUGUUAUACUUCAGCAAUCCGUCAAGUAAUAAUGUGUUCUUAAGCGCACUACUAUUAAUAUUAAAACUAUUUAUUAUAGUGGUUUGAAUAAAAUUUGUCAUCCAAAGAGAGAUAAUGGUGCCGGGCCAAAAAA
Messenger RNA from Etheostoma spectabile (orangethroat darter), 5090 nucleotides. RefSeq names its product ATPase phospholipid transporting 8B5a (gene atp8b5a). The record is from RefSeq and is a predicted model, not a curated record. Gene Ontology annotation, cellular component: trans-Golgi network; plasma membrane. The transcript has 28 exons. NCBI's taxonomy places the organism in Eukaryota, Metazoa, Chordata, Actinopteri, Perciformes, Percidae. Bases 198 to 3824 code for a protein of 1208 amino acids. Gene Ontology annotation, biological process: Golgi organization; phospholipid translocation. Gene Ontology annotation, molecular function: ATPase-coupled intramembrane lipid carrier activity; ATP hydrolysis activity; magnesium ion binding.